AGCGGAUUUUUCUAUUAUUGCUCAAAAAUAUGUAUAUUGAACUAUCUAGAAGGAAGAAUAGAAAUACUGGAAGGUUAACUUACUGGGAGAGAAAGCCGUCGAUUGAUAUUUCGUUGGAGGUAAAAUUCUCGAGUGAAGAAAAAGAUGUGGAAAUUCUGUCGGGCGCUUGUCAAACUCCUGGUUGGCCUGAUAUUCAUCAGUUUGACGAAUAUCCUAGUUUACGAUUCUGUCUACGUAAUAAUGUGCAUCCUUGCAGUACUAGGACUCGCCAAUUUCAUGACCAGAAUUCAGAUUUAGCGAAAUUGUGGUACCUUGAUGUACACCCAGAUAGCACCACCCAUCAACCGAAAUUACGUCACAAUCUUGCCAGUAUGGCAGUAUCAUGUCGUGCAGUCUCUCAUUCAGGUAUGACAGCCUCUCAUCUACCCUUUAACGAAAAAUUAAACCACUCAUUGUUGACUCGUAAAACAACUCGUGACGUCGUGACAAAAAAAUGCGAAUUCGGCAUUCAGUGAAGUUCGUGAAUUUUCAAGUGACUCGU
Messenger RNA from Fopius arisanus, 541 nucleotides. RefSeq lists its product as uncharacterized. The record is from RefSeq and is a predicted model, not a curated record. Lineage: Eukaryota; Metazoa; Arthropoda; Insecta; Hymenoptera; Braconidae. The coding region runs from base 30 to 515 and encodes 161 amino acids. The transcript has 3 exons.